AUGAAGGCAGUUUCCGUUCUCUUCUGGGCCAGCCUUGCCGCUGCUGCCGUCACAGACUCCGGCCUCAACGCCGCCCGCGAUGAAGUCGCCCGCGAUCUCGAUGCAAUCACCGAGGGCGCUACUAUCUUUGAGAGAGACGAGGAGGACGUGCUUCCGUUCUCUCUUGCCGCACGGGCCGAGGAUGAGGAGGAUGGCCUGACUACCCGUGACACCGAGGAGGGUAACCACUUUGGAGACCUCGUCGCCCGACAGGCGAAUGGUACUGCUGGCGGGGCUGCCAAGAAGAACAACGGCAAAGACAACAACAACGCCAAGAAGAAGAACAACGCCAACUGCCAGUGCGCAAAGGGAAAGAAGAGAGGCAAAGACGCCAAGGGCAAGUCUUGCAGAUGCCGCAACGGAAAGAAGAACAACGCCGCCAAGAACAAUGGCAAGAAGAACAACAAUAACAACAACAAUAACGGCACCGCGACCGACAACGGCAAGAAGAACAACAACGGAAAGAAGAACGAUGGCAAGAACAACAACAAUGGCAAGGACAACGGCAAGAACAACGGAAAGGCUAACGGCAAUGCCAACGCCAACGACGGCAAGGACAACAACAAGGGCAAAGACAACGGGAAGAACAACGGCAAGGAUAACGGCAAGGGCAAGGACAACGGCAAGGACAAUGGCAAGGGCAAGGGCGCAGCUGGAGGAAACAACAAUGGCACCGCUGUCGACAAUGGCAAGAAGAACGACGGAAACAAGGACAACGGAGGCAAGAAAGCCAACGCUUCUAGUGGCUCUGCUGCUGCCGCUGCUCGCCUGUUCUAA
Molecule: messenger RNA, 816 nt
Organism: Colletotrichum chrysophilum
Lineage: Eukaryota; Fungi; Ascomycota; Sordariomycetes; Glomerellales; Glomerellaceae
Exons: 2
Coding region: 1-816 (271 amino acids)
Source: RefSeq, a predicted model, not a curated record